Molecule: messenger RNA, 1389 nt
Organism: Rotaria sp. Silwood1
Lineage: Eukaryota; Metazoa; Rotifera; Eurotatoria; Philodinida; Philodinidae
Source: the annotation of a GenBank genome assembly
AUGGCAAACAUCAAUAAUUCAUCUCGUUUAAAUCAUUUAUCAUACAAUAUAAAUGCAUCUAACAAAGCUAUUUAUCGUAUUCAAUCACAAACAAAUGAAGAACGUUCUAAAUUUAUAAUAGAUACAUUUAUAGAUUGUUUCAAAGAUGGAAUACGCGAUAAUCCAGAUGCAUUUCGUACUCGAUUUCGUAAAAUGGCUGCUACACCAUUUAAUUUCUAUCGUGGUUCCGCAAUACUUUUUUAUCAAGAUUUAAAAAUUGAUAAGGAUCCAUUUAUAUUAAAAAAGAAUGCUGCUGGACAAAUAUUUAUUCAUGGUGAUUUACAUGCUGAAAAUUUUGGUACAUAUUUAAAUAAUAAUGGUAUUCUAAAUUUUGAUGUUAAUGAUUUUGAUGAAAGUUAUAUUGGUCCAUUUACAUGGGAUAUUAAACGUUUAUGUGCUUCAAUCAAUUUAAUAUGUUAUUCAAAAGGUUUUUCUGAUGAUGAUAUUGAAAGAAUUUUAACUGUUUGUAUUGAAGAAUAUUUAAAACAGAUUUAUAAUUUUUGUAAACAACCAAAAGAUAAUUUUGCUUUAACAUUAAAAAAUACUUCAGGAAAAAUAAAUAAAUUACUAAAUGAAACACGUAUUAAAUCACAUGUUGAACAUUUAAAUAAAAUGACAUUUAUUGAAAAUUAUAAUAGAAAGUUUAUUCGGUCAAAAUAUAUUCUUAACGUUGAUAAUAUUUUACAUGAACAAUUAAUAAAGGCAUUUCAACAAUAUUUAGAAACAAUUCCAGAUAAUAAAAAAUAUUGGAAUCAAAAUUUUGAGAAUAAAGAAUUAACAUAUAAGAUUAAAGAUAUUGUUCAAUGUUUCACACCUGGUAUUGGUUCAGCUGGAAAAAUUUCUUAUUCAUUUUUAAUUGAAGGUCAAACUGAAACAUUAGAAAAUGAUAUUAUUCUUUAUAUGAAACCAGCACAAAAAUCAGCUGUUUCAUAUGUUGUUAAAAAUGAAAAUUUUGAAAAAUAUUUUCAACAUGAUGGUUUAAGAACUGUUUUAUGUUCAUAUGCAAUGCAAGCAUCAACACCAAGAUGGUUAGGCUAUACAACAUUGAAUUCUACACCAUGCAUAGUUGAUGCUGUAACAGCCCAUUCUAAAGAUCUUGAUUGGUCGGAUAUAAAUGACUUUGAUGAUGUGAUUGAAGUUGUUCAAUACUUAGGAAGAGCAAUGGCAAAAAUUCAUUGUGUAGCUGAUUCAGAUUGUGUUAAUACUCCGAAAGAUAUAGCUUGUUUGCCAUUUUCAAUCAUUCCACAAGAUACAGAACAAACAAUUCGGAAUGCUAUUGAUAGACGAGAUAAUGAAUUUAUCCAAGAUAUGAUUGAAUUUGGAAUGGUAAUGACAAUUGUAUUUGAAUAG